Molecule: messenger RNA, 1170 nt
Organism: Hemicordylus capensis (graceful crag lizard)
Lineage: Eukaryota; Metazoa; Chordata; Lepidosauria; Squamata; Cordylidae
Product: histone H3.3A
Exons: 4
Coding region: 192-602 (136 amino acids)
Cellular component (GO): nucleosome
Molecular function (GO): protein heterodimerization activity; DNA binding; structural constituent of chromatin
Source: RefSeq, a predicted model, not a curated record
GCUCUGCGCGCUGUGUCUCUGUAUUGUGAGGUCAUGACGUUGUGGCCCCCCUCCCUGUAUAAAUACUGUCCCCGCGCUGGGGAGGGGACAGUUACAGGUUCGUUGGAAAAGGAGGAGGACGUAGAGACCGGCUGAUUGGAGCGGAAGUGUUUUUCAAGGGAUUUGUUCCUAAAAGUGAAAAGUAAGGGGAAAUGGCCCGUACCAAGCAGACUGCCCGUAAAUCCACUGGUGGCAAAGCUCCACGUAAACAACUGGCUACCAAAGCUGCUAGGAAAAGUGCUCCCUCUACUGGUGGAGUCAAGAAACCUCAUCGUUACAGGCCUGGCACUGUGGCAUUGCGUGAGAUUCGUCGUUACCAAAAGUCCACAGAGCUUCUGAUUCGCAAGCUUCCGUUUCAGAGGCUGGUAAGGGAGAUUGCCCAAGACUUCAAGACAGACUUGAGGUUCCAGAGUGCAGCCAUUGGUGCACUGCAGGAAGCUAGUGAAGCAUAUCUGGUGGGUCUCUUUGAAGACACAAACCUGUGUGCCAUCCAUGCCAAGAGAGUCACCAUCAUGCCCAAAGACAUCCAGUUGGCUCGUAGGAUACGGGGGGAGAGGGCUUAAGAGGAGGCAGUUUUUAUGGUGUUUUGUAGUAAAUUCUGUAAAAUACUUUGGUUUCAAUUUGUGACUUUUUUUGUAUGAAAUUGUUUAUAAUAUGUUACAUUUGUACUUAAGUCAUUCCAUCUUUCACUCAGGAUGAAUGCUAAAAAGUGACUGUUCACAUAACUCAGUGAUGUGAGCCUUGUUGCUCGGCAGUGACAAGUUGCUAAUAUGCAGAAGGGAUGGGUGAUCUUUCUUGCUUUUUAUGCAUGUUUCUGUAUGUUAAUGACUUGUUGGGUAGCUAAAAUUGUAAGGUACUAGAAUUGAUAUAAAUGUGUACAGGGUCUUUUUGCAAUAAAACUGGUUAUAACUUGAUCCAAGUGUUUAACAAUUGGGGCUGUUAAGUCUGACCAUACAUCACUGUGACAAAUGUGGACUUUCAGAAGGGUGAAACUACAAGUCUUAACCACAGUGUAACUUACAGUUUCCUAAAAACGUAAACCUGGCAGCUAUAGAAUACACUAUGUGCAUUUAUAAUAGCUAUUUUAUAUAUUGUAGUGUCAACAUUUUUAAAUUAAAUGUUUUACAUUCA